UUUUUCUAGUACUCGGUAUCUACGACAUUUACCCAGACGGUUUACUCAGCAAUGACUCGACUUAAGAAGAAUAAGACUGAGAAUUAUAAGGUGGUCAUGAAAAAUCUUAUAGCCGGUGGUGUUGCCGGCAUGUGCUCAAAAACUGCCGUGGCUCCUUUGGACAGGAUUAAAAUUUUAUUGCAAGCACAGCACGAGCAUUAUAAACAUUUAGGUGUUUUCUCGGGAUUCAGGGAAAUUGUUCAACGAGAAAAUUUUUUUGCUUUAUAUAAAGGCAAUCUCGUUCAAAUGAUUAGAGCCGUGCCAUAUGCAGCGAUACAAUUUACAGCAUAUGAACAGUAUAAGAAGUACUCAGAGGAAUCAUUUAAGAAAUGUUCGCAAGUAAAUGGGUUCUUAGCUGGAGCUGCCGCGGGUGUCACAGCAGCUGCAACUACGUAUCCGCUUGAUACUAUCAGAGCAAGACUAGCCUUCCAAGUUACCAGCAAUCCAUAUUAUUCAGGAAUCAAACACGUUGCUGUAAGAAUGCUGAAAGAGGAAGGUGGCCUUCGAGCAUUGUACAGAGGUUUCUGGCCAAAUAUGUUAGGAAUGAUGCCAUAUGCCGGAUUUUCUUUCUACACGUUCGAAAAACUAAAAUAUCUAAGCAUAAAAUAUGCGCCACAUUAUCUUUGUUCUGAGCAUAAAACAAAUACCAAUAGUCUUAUAUUGAAUAUACCAGCGAAACUUCUAUGUGGAGGCGCUGCCGGAGCGGUAGCACAUAUCUUCUCUUAUCCAUUAGAUGUUACCAAAAGACGUAUGCAAUUGGCUAUGAUGAAUCCAGCUACAUAUAAGUACGCGUCAGGAAUGUUACCUACUCUUAGAAUGAUAUAUACCGAGAAUGGUAUUGUGAAAGGUUUAUAUCGUGGAAUGAGUAUCAAUUUCUUACGAGCAGUUCCUUUCAUGGCAGUUGGUUUUGCAACAUAUGAAGUAAUGAAGCAAAUGCUCCAUUUAGACACUGGAAUAAGAUUAUAA
This is a messenger RNA of Cyphomyrmex costatus, 1005 nucleotides long. Its product is annotated as graves disease carrier protein homolog. The record is from RefSeq and is a predicted model, not a curated record. Gene Ontology annotation, cellular component: mitochondrial inner membrane. Gene Ontology annotation, biological process: transmembrane transport. The transcript has 7 exons. NCBI's taxonomy places the organism in Eukaryota, Metazoa, Arthropoda, Insecta, Hymenoptera, Formicidae. Bases 52 to 1005 code for a protein of 317 amino acids.